UUCGGAUACACCACUAAAUCUGUCCACGUACACAAAAUGCUGGAGGAACUCAGCAGCUGAGCUCUCACAUCGACGUCCUCGCCGAGUGAGUGACGGAGGCGCACACUCGGUGUCUCGCAGCACACGAAAAAGUAAGGAUUUUUAAACAUCAGCUCCGGCAACUGCAGCGAAAGUGUGCAAAAGCUCCUGUGGACUUCUUCAUCAGAUGGCAAACAUUCACAUACAGAGCUCUUUCUUGUCAUUGGCCUUGAAGUCUUUGUGUGCCAGUCUUAAACAGUUCAGUCAGCAGGGACUGUUAAUGAAAGUCUUUCCCUUUCAUAUGCCUGGGUUUGCUUCUUACUGAUGGACCCAUUUUACUGUCCAUCCAAUGAGAGAAAACAGAUUCAGCUAGGGUGCUAUGGCAUCACAAAGUGAAGAAGGGUGUGAUAUUGGAGACUGGCUGUCUACUAUCCAUUUGGAAAAAUACAGAGAGAAUUUUGUCCAGAAUGGAUUUUACACAUCCAAGGACUCUGUACAUUUUAACAAUGACACGCUUCUUCAGAUUGGCAUCACAGCUACUGGGCAUCGGAAGCGGAUCUUAAAAUAUGCACAGCAGAGUAGCUUGACACUGUCAUGUGAUGAGCUUCCAAAUACAGCCCUGGGCCAUUGUGCUGGUGAGAAAGAGCAAACAUUGGAGAGAUCAAGCACUGUUGGUGAUUGGAAAGAUAACAUCAGUGGGAAUGAAGUUGUCGAACCAGAGGAAGCAGUGGUAAAACCCAUUCCCAGGCCACGGACAUUGCUGAAUAAACAGUCAUCAAGCCUCAAAUCUCAGACGGAAAUUGGAUCAGCAUCAACACAUAGUCCAAAUCAUGAGAAGCAGGAAGUGUUUUCUCCUGAUGAACCCUAUAUGGAAAGGCCUGAAUUGAUUGAGAAGGAACAGAUGCCAGGUGGAGAAAACACAGUCGGGUCUCCAGCUUGGGAAAUGGUUGCAAAGGAAGAGGAGAUGGUCCCUCCUGUUCCACCACGCAUCAACCGUGGACAACCUCCUGCUAAUUUUGCUGUGCCAGGUCCAAUAAGCAGGUCUGAAUAUGAUCCAUCAGGAUCAAAGUUUGUGAAUUCCAUCUCCAAGUCUGUUGAAAACUUACAGGACACGCAUCCUCUCUCCAGAGUUUCCUCACACUCGCUUCCCCAGAUGCCUUUGUUCGACGCGACAUUUACUGGGAAAAUGGUUAGCAAUGAGCUCUACACUACAGUGGAGACUUUGCCUGAGAGGAAUCGAAGCCAUUCCUUCUCAAUUUCAGGCUUGAAAUCUGUGGGAAGGAGACCUGUUCCACACCUCCCACCUCCAGUGACCCAACCUGAUAUAUCAGCACUUACAUCAAAGGAAAGACAGCAUCUAGAAGUUCACUCUGAAGAGGACACUAGCCCACAGCCAGUGCAGAACAAAGCCAAUAACUCCGCAACCUACGCCACCAUAGGAGACAUUCCAACACCUGGCACUGAGUACCCAGUGUACUUCAAAGAAGAAAUUGAGGAUGAUCUAAAAAUAUCACCAUAUGCAAGCUUCCACCUGGCUCCGGAACAAGGAAAAAGUAUUAAAUGUGACUGGUUGGAGAAGCUCUCACCUCAGGGAAGCUGCGUAUUUCAGAGGCGCUACGUGAAAUUUGAUGGGAAGACCCUGAUGUAUUUCAGCAAUGAGAAGGACCCCUACCCUAAAGGAGUAGUCCCCCUGGCUGUUAUACAGAUGGCGAGAACAGCUAAGGAAAAUAAAUUUGAAGUAGUUACAAGCAACAGAACAUUUGUUUUUAGGGCAGAGAGUGAAGUGCAGAGAAAUGAGUGGUGUACCCACUUGCAGAAUGCAGUCAAGGACCAUCACUUCUCCUCCGGUCGCCGGGUUGGAUCCACAGCCCUCUGCCAGAAGUAUGGAUACUUGGAGCUGAAAGGGAAUAAAUCCAAGGUCUACGCUGCCCUCUGCACUGACGUCCUCUGGCUGCACAAAAAUGAACAGACUUUCAAAUCUGGUAUUGGAAUCGUAACUAUCGAUGUGCAGGGAGCCACAAUUCGCGAUGGCAGCCGUAAAAGUUUUGAAUUAAUCACUCCUUUUAAAAGCUUCAGUUUCACAGCUGAAUCUGAACGAGAGAAGAAGGAAUGGGUUGAGGCACUUCAGGACUCAAUAGCUGAGACAUUCUCGGAUUAUGAGGUGGCUGAGAAGAUUUGGUCAAACAAGUCCAACAAAGCCUGUGCAGACUGCAAAUCACCAAAUCCUGACUGGGCGUCUAUUAACCUCUGUGUUGUCAUCUGCAAGAAAUGUGCAGGAGAACAUCGAGGCUUAGGGGCAUCUGUCUCUAAAGUACAAAGUCUGAAAUUGGACACAAGCAUAUGGACAAAUGAAAUUGUACAGCUUUUCAUUCAGUUAGGUAAUGAGAAAGCGAAUAGGUUCUGGGCAGCUCGAGUGACUCCAGGAGAGGAGUUGGAUACAGAUGCCUUGGUCGAGAGGCGGAGGGAAUUCAUCAUGAAGAAAUACAGAGAUGGGAUAUACAGGCAGUCUCAUCCUAAGUUUCCAACUCAAGAGGAAGUUAUUAAGGCACUUUGCACAGCAGUGAGCAGCCCCAAUCUCCUUCACACAGUACCUCAGAUCUUCUCUGAAGCAGAUAAAAAGAGCUUUGUUGACCCAGAUGCCUGUGACACAAAGUCAAUUCAAAGCCCUGCUCAUUCAUCCAGACUGGAGCGAUCAUCACAGAGAAGUCCAGACAUUCUAAGUUCCAACCCCUUGGACUCGGCUGGAAUUUACAGUGAGAUCACGCAACCUGUCAUUCAUUGUGGGUAUCUGUACAAAACAUCGGCCAUGACAAAGCUGCCCACCAGCAAGAAAUGCAAAGAUGAAUUUCAGAAACAGUGGUGCUCCCUGGAGAGGUCUCUUCUUUUUUAUGAAACAGACAAGAGUCCUGAACCAAUUGGCAAGAUUGAAAUGAGUGAUAUUGUCUGCAUAGGAGUGAACAGGCCACAGUCAAUGUCCAACUCCAUCCCGACAGACAGGUUUCGGUACACGUUUGAAAUCUUUUUGUCUUCAGAAAAGUUAUUUCAGUUUGGCACAGACAACCCUGAAACCCUACAGACAUGGACAAGCUCCAUAGCAAAGGGGUUUACUUGUGCCAGCCUGCACUCCCUGCUCAAUCAGCAGUUUGAUCGGAUUGGAAAACUGCGUUAUAAAUCAAUGCGGAAUCCCGAGCAAUGGAGGGACGGAUGGUUCAUGCUUAAGAAAUGCAAUCUCACAUUCUGCGGUGAAGAGGGCGGACAAGUGGAGGAGACCGUGCACCUGAAGAGACUACAGGAACUGACUUUCACCAUUCUGAAUGAAAACAGUGAGAAGAAGGAAGUGUUACGACUGGUUGACAAAGAACGGACGUUGUACCUGCAUGGAGUGACACGCCUGGAUUAUUCGAUGUGGUGCAGUGAUAUUCAGAGUGCAGCGGGCAGUCGGGGGAAUGCACUGAGUGACCAACAGCUGAGCAGAAAGGAUAUCCCCAUCAUCGUUGACAGCUGUAUUGCCUUCAUUACCCAAUAUGGGCUGUGUCACGAGGGGAUUUACAGGAAGAAUGGAGCCAAGUCACGCAUCAAACUCCUGAUGGAUGAGUUUCGAAAGGACGCCAGGAACGUGAAGCUGCGAACCGGCGAGCACUUCAUCGAGGAUGUCACUGAUGUCCUCAAGAGAUUUUUUCGAGAGGUGGAUGACCCAGUCUUUAUGACGGAGCUCCAUCCACAGUGGAAAGAAGCUGCAGAUAUUCCUCAUAAAGCCCAGAGACUGCAACAAUACAAAGAAAUCAUUCAUAUGCUCCCAAGAGUCAACAGAAUGACUCUUGCUGCCCUGAUUGGUCACCUGUACAGGGUUCAGAAAUGUGCAGACCUCAACCAGAUGUGCACCAAGAACCUGUCGCUGCUUUUUGCCCCCAGUUUGUUUCAGACUGAUGGGAAAGGGGAGCAGGAAGUGAGGGUGAUCGAAGACCUCAUUGACAACUACGUGACGGUGUUUGAUAUUGAUGAUGACCAUGUGACCCAGAUGGAUCUGGAAAACAGUUUGAUCACUACUUGGAAAGAUGUGCAGCUUUCCCAGGCUGGAGAUCUGAUCAUGGAGGUGUACAUUGAGACAAAGGCAACUGAUUGUUGCAUGACGCUCAAGGUAUCACCUACUAUGACAUCAGAAGAACUGACAAAUCAGGUGCUAGAUAUGAAGAACAUGUUAACAGGAGAAAGGGAAGUUUGGGUCACCUUCGAAUGCAUUGAAAAUGGUGAAUUGGAGAGGCCUCUCCACCCCAAGGAAAAGGUUCUGGAACAAGCUCUCCAAUGGUGUAAGUUAGCGGAGCCCAGCUCAGCUUAUCUGGUAGUGAAGAAACUCCCUGAAGAAGGAGGAAACCUUUACUCAGCAAAUAAAAGUGACAUUCCAAAGUGUGGGGUCUUGAAAUGUCGAGAGGAACCUCCAAAACUCCUAUCUGGAAACAAGUUCCAGGAGCGAUAUUUCGUUCUGCGAGAUCGUAAGCUGCUGCUAUUUAAAGAUAAAAAGAGCUCCAAGCCUGAGCGUGAAUGGUCUGUCUUCUCAUUGAAGGUUUACCUUGGCAUUAAGAAGAAGCUGAAAGCACCAACAGUACAGUGGGGGUUCACAAUUUUCUUGGAUAAGCAGCAGUGGUUCCUGUGCUGCUCAGGACAGUCUGAGAUGUGGGAUUGGACAGCUAGCAUCCUUAGAGCUCAGCAUGAUGACCUUCGACCUACAAUAUUAAGACGCCAUUCAUCGUCUGAUAUAUCGAAGCAGAAAUUUGGAACCAUGCCGCUCAUUCCACUACACGGAGACGAGAGCAACGCCAUCAUGCUAUCUGCAAAUCAAACUCUGCGGCGCCUACAUGCUCGGAGAACACUCUCAAUGUUCUUUCCAAUGAAGAUGCAACAUGACAUAUUUGAACAGCAACAGAAGGAAGAGGAUCCCAGCAGUGAGCCUGUAUAUGAAGAAGUCCAGGAUGUCAAUAUGAUGUUGUCAAUGAACCCAGAGAUCGCACCAGUGGACCCUACACCAAUCCUGGUGACGCAGAUGAAGAGAAACUUAGUUACAAACUUGCCAAUGCAGGACAAGUUCCUGCAGGAACUGAGUUCAGCCAUUCAUAGAAAGAAUGAACCUCAAUACGAUAUCACCAAGCUGUAAUAUACAGUGGCGGGUCCAGGGAUUCACUGAAUGAAGAUGGUGUUUAUUACAGCUGGUACACCAAUCUCAGGGUUCAACUGAUCUUGAGACCACCCUCAGCCAUGUCGAUGCACUGUGUAGUCUUAAUCGUGUAGAGUCUGGGGUGUGUUACCUUGUUUGUAGGAGCAUGAGACCGCAGAGUAGAAAUUCAUUCUCAAUCACUUGCUCUGAAUGAUCAUAAGAGUCACAAAGACAUUGGGACUGAAUUUUGGAGGGUGCAUUGUAUAGAACCCAGCCAUUGCAAUGUUGUACAUCUAUUGUAAAUAAUCAAGGUUGGAUAUUCACCAUAAUAUUUUUGGUUGCUAGGUUUUGUUUUGACGGUCUUAAUUAAAAUUUCGUUUAUCGGUGGUCACCGCAAUCACAGCCAUGUAUGGGGAAGGUGUGCCCAAUGUACCAUAGGCAACCUAUUUAAAGAGGCAGUUUUUCUUACAUGUGGUUUUCAGAGGAAGUCUUCACUUUCACUGGGAGAUCAUUGAACUCUGCCCUCACUAGUCUUUCACAUAUUUCUUAACUGCUUGAUUUGUAACCUUCAGCAAGAAGAUGUCAUCAUAGAAGUCUUUCGUUGGAUAAUUUUAUGUGUUGCAGAGGUUUCCUGUGACUCAUUUGUGGUAUACUCUCUGGCCAAUCUCAUGGAAAGCUUUGCUAUUUUCUAGCCAAGUCCUGACAGUACCAUUGCUUAAAUAUCCAUACACAGGGCUGGCCAGUAAAGAGUUUUCAAGAUGAAGGGAAGUACCAUAUAAAACAAAGGGCACCCUCCUUAUCGCUCAAUUUAUUUCAGUUUGCAGAUCCUUAACUAGCUCCAUGUUUCCCCUCUCUGCUCACUUUUGUGAGACUGAAAUGAAACUCUCAUCUGAUUUUCUUGCAAUCAUCCCUUCUCCAUAAGACUUCCCCAAAGAGUGAGGCCCAAGUAAUUUCCCAGCAGUAGUACAAGGCCUUGUAUUAUUGAAGUGAGAACUUCAAAAAUAAAAGUAGGGAAGCUGACAUGAAGAAACAAUGGCCAUGAUGCAAAACACCACUUGUAUUAAAGCAAUUAGAUGAAAGUUGAGGUAAAUUAUGCAUAGGUGAUUAAAUGAGUCUAAGCCCUAGUUCAGUGACCUGGUACAGGAAAAUCCCAAUGGUUUGAAAUUAUUAGGCAAUAAUGAGUAAGAAAGGGACUUGGUUUAAACAAAGCUAUAUUAAGCAUGUGCACAGACUGUACUUUUGUACCAGGUGAAAGAUAGUGCUGAACUUUUCUACAGGCACCCAACGCUACAUGGAGUAGAUAAUUGGACUGCAGAUGCUGGAAACUGGAGCCACAAAAAAUCUGCUUGAGGAAUUCAGCAGAUUGAGCAGAACCUGUGUGGGGGAAUGGAAUUGUUGACAUUCUGAGCCCUGAUGCAGGGUUUUGACCUGAAACGUUGGCAAUUCUUUUCUCCCCACAGAUGUUGCUUGAUCCACUUGAGUUCCUCCAGCAGAUUGUUUGUUGCUCCAGAUAAUUGGACUGUUAUACUUUCCUAACUUUUGAACUAGUUUUACCAAUGCACCAGAUUUUGAAUCUCUUCCUCAAAUCUUGUACUGAGGAGGCAAAGGUUUAAUACAUUAACCAUGAUCCUGUUAUCCGAAGAGGGGUACUAGGCCUUCGCAAUGCUGUCAAAAAAAUCAUGCUAAUUACAAUGACAGGCAGCAGCAAUUUACCUGUAUACACACCAGUUCAUGAAGAAAAAUCUGCUGCAGGGACCGAGUGCUGACAUCCAGAGAAGGGGAGUCUCAUUCAGUCUGAGGUAGUUUAUCUCCCCUUCUUCUAUUACAGAUGAAGUAUGCUCCUAGACUCAAUUUGCUGAAGCUUUGAAUAGAACUUCAGGGCUUGAAACAUUAAUCCUUUCUUUACUUGAACCACACAUCACAUCUCCAUGGACCCCACAUGCUCUGAUCUUAACUUACAAUUUAUUACACAGUCUGACUCCAGAGAGCAUGCUAUUUCCAUUCUACAAUUUGUAUUACAAUCUGAAUCCAUAAAGCAUGAUAUUAUACAUAUCAAGAAAAAUAUAAUUUCCUUAUUUUCUUGUUUUAUUCUGCAUAAGCUUGAAGAAGAGAGGGAAAUUGCGCCACAAGGAAAAUGUUGCAAUACUAAAAAUAACCUGAUGUUAACAAUAUCCUUGAGUGAGUUCACAUUCAAAUUUUGGAGCUAAUUUUGUGUCAAGGCACUCGUAUAAGGUCAGAGGGUGACAAGGAGAAUGAUUGCUGUUGUUAGUUGUAAUCCUGUUUUGCUCCACUGAUUGAUUCAUGGAUCUAGGAGGAGGAAGUGCUGUGAAUAUUUAGAAUGUUACUGGGUAGAAACAGAACACAGGAAUUGUGCAGAAGCAAUGAAUUUUUCUUGUGCUUUACUUCUACUUUCAUAUAUAGUCAGUUCAUUUGCCUUCUCCCUUUUUUAUUAAUACUUUUGCUCAGUUUGAAUAUGCAUUAAAUUGCAACGCAUAGGCUGCUAAUUGAUUUCUUUCACAGAGUAAUAGAGUCAUACACAACAGGAAAAGGUCUUUUCUAUCUAUCUUCCCUCUCUAUCCAUGCCAGCCAGGAAGUACCUAUCUGUGCCCUGAAAAUAAAAAAAGAACCGCAGAUGUUGAAAAUCUGAAAUGAAAACAGGAAAUGCUGGACAAUUCAGCAGGUCAGGCAGCAUCUGUGGAAAGAGACAGUCAAUGUUUUGAGUCUGCAACCCUUUAUCAGGACUUAUCUGUGCCACGACGUUUCAAGUGCUUAUCUAAAUAAUUAUUAAAAUUGUGGGAGUGCCUGCAUUAAAAAACCCCUCAGGCAGUGUAUUCGAGAGUUCAAUCACCCUCCAGAUUCAAAAAUGUAUUCCUUAAAUACCCUCUAAUUCUUCCACCUCUUUAACCUUUGCCCUCUGGUUAUACACACAGCUGCUAAGGGGAAAGGUUUCUCACUCAUAAUUUUGUACAUGUCAGUCAGGUCUCUCCUCAGCCUCCUCUGCUCCAAGAAAGACAAACCCAUUCUGUCCAGUCUCCCCUUUUAGUUAAAAUGUUCCAUCCCAGGCAAUACCUUGGUGAAUCUCUUCUGCACCCUCUGCAGUGCAAUCACAUAAAUCCCGUAAUGUUUCAACCAGAACUGUACACAGUACUUCAAAUGAGGCCUAGCUAAUGUUUUAUUUGGUUCUACCAUAACUCCCAUGCUCUAAUGUUCUGUACCCUUGCUGAUGAAGGCAAGUAUCCUGUAUGCCUUCUUACCCACCUUAUUUAGCUAUACUGCUGCCUUCAGGCAUCCUUGGACAUGUAUACCAAGGUGCAUCUGUUCCUCUGUGUUUCCUAGAGUUCUCUAAUUCAUUGUGUAUUUCCUAGUCUAUGAGUUCUCCCAAAGUGCAUUACUUCACAUGUUUGUUGAUCAGUGUUGAUUAAUGUAAUCUUCAGUCUGCAACAGUGUAGAAUCAAAGCUGUUGUUAAUAGUUUCAACCCAGGCAUGUUUAAUGCAGGCCCCUGCAACUACUGAGACUCCUAAAGAUGCUCUAUAGAUUUGUUAAGGCCAUUCCUUGAGCCUUAAGUAAUUUUACCAGUGAUUUGCUUACUUCAGGAGAGUUUCUGAGAGUUUUUCAAGAAAGUUUAUGGCAGCAUAACGUAACUUUGAAAAAGUUCAUGACCUUGUUUGUUUUUUUUUCAACUAAGUCUUUCCAGUGGUUAAACUUAGGAGGUCUGAUACUUUCAGGUUGCCAUGGGUUGUGAGCCAUUGGCACCAUUGCCAAACACAAUUAAGAUCCCCAGUUUGGGAAAAGAGAGAUGUAACAGGCAAACAGGCUGGCAGAUCUUGGCUUCACUCUCCUAGAGAUUGUUGUUCACAUAUGUACCAAGAUUUACCCGGUAUCUAUUUUGGCAAGGGCACCUCCUGACAUCUGCGCCCCCCCCCCCCCCCUACACACACAUACAAUUGAGCAACAGAAAAAUGCAUUAUAAGGAUAGUUUUGCAAUUGAUAACUAUGUCUGCAUGCUGUUUGGAAGAGAUGCUUUAAAGUUAGUCUGUGAAAGUUUUUCAUUUACAGGGCUCUGUGAGAGAACAGGAAAGGAAGCCUAUUGUCUGGCUUUUUUCAACAGCAACCAUAGAACAGUGGGCCAAGUGGUCGUUUUUUUAUGUUUUGAGCCUAUUACUAUGUACCAUUUGUUCUGGCAGAUAUAUUAGCUCUGACUAUUUCAUUCACGGACACUAAAUAUCAGUCAAGCAUGCCUGCAAUUCUGUAAUAAGUUGCCAGUAAUAGAGACUUUGGCAAUUCCUUCCCCAAAUUUGUUCCCUUUUCUAAAGGUAAUGAAAGUUCUAAUACACUCUUUGCACUUGUGAGCCCAGCUUGGCCACAAGUGUCAAGACUGGGCCCUUUAUGGUAAAUUCUGAACAGCUCAACAGUGGCCAAAUACAUUCUCAGCUUGUCAGUUUAUCACCUGUGGUAGCUGACUGGUGUUUUUAACCAUGCUCGAGAGAAGAGAUGUCAAUUGAUGAAGUUCACUUGUUUCUGCUUUCGUGCACUUCUGUUACAUUCCCAUUUGUGCAACAGGUUAGCAUCCGUGUAAAAAUAGCCAACACCAAAGUGUUUUGUGAGCAUUGCCAGUCACAACAUUCUGCCCUUGUAAAUAGUAGAUGAUCUUGUUCAAGUGUGAAAACAAAUGUAUAAAAAAUGUUAUGUACAUUAUAUAUAUUCUUUUUACCACUUGUAAAGUCUAUGCACAAUCUUUCUGUAAACAGAUAUCAUUAAUGUUUUUUCACCUUUUAACUUUAAAUGUAAUGAAGUUGAAUUUACAGUAAAAUAUGCAGACAUUUUCAACUCUAAUGUAAACAUCCCACUUGUGUAAAUAAUGUACAGUUACAUUUUUGUAUUAUAAUGUGGUUACUUUAACUUGUCCAGUGAGUUUGGGUGAUUCAUUUUUAUGCAUUUACUCAAAGAUAAGAAAUUAUAUCAGAUGAAAUGUAAACGCU
Pristis pectinata (smalltooth sawfish) is the source of this 10147-nucleotide messenger RNA. RefSeq names its product ArfGAP with RhoGAP domain, ankyrin repeat and PH domain 3 (gene arap3). Lineage: Eukaryota; Metazoa; Chordata; Chondrichthyes; Rhinopristiformes; Pristidae. Gene Ontology annotation, biological process: signal transduction; positive regulation of GTPase activity. Gene Ontology annotation, molecular function: protein binding; GTPase activator activity; phosphatidylinositol-3,4,5-trisphosphate binding. The transcript is spliced from 33 exons. The record is from RefSeq and is a predicted model, not a curated record. Bases 398 to 5167 code for a protein of 1589 amino acids.